This is a messenger RNA of Auanema sp. JU1783, 264 nucleotides long. NCBI's taxonomy places the organism in Eukaryota, Metazoa, Nematoda, Chromadorea, Rhabditida, Rhabditidae. The record is from the annotation of a GenBank genome assembly.
AUGAAACACACGAGAACCUAUAGCCAUCAUCUUCUGUACUUGUUGAUUUUCAUGGCUGUAAGCAGUUGUAUCCCUGAAACUCACUCUUCUUACAUACUACUGCCGACAAGAACAAAUAUUGAUAGAUCUUCAUAUCAUGACAAUCCUGCUAUCCGACCGUUCACUGGAGGACUACUGCAUGUUGUUUCGGGAGUACCAAGCUUAUCAACUGACUAUCCACUGAGAAUAAGAAAAAUGGACUUCCGUCAAAUAUUCAAUAUAUAA